AUGUCGUUCAUCCCCCUGCUCUGCUGCCACCCCCUGUUACAAUGGCGACUUUGCAUCGCCGGUUCGACCUUUGAUCCAUGGAACGCUGAUUCGGCUUCGAUUCUUCUCGCCCAAUCGAUGUCCUCCCCCCGUCGGUUGCCUUCCUUCGGCGCGGAAACAGAGCGUUGCAACGGGGGGAGUGGACUUUUACCUACCUUUCUUUCUUUUUCCUUACGCAGGAGGACUCCAGGGAAUCACCCAACAUCUGGACCGUCUUACCGCGACCUCCUAUUCUUUCUGUCAAGGACGGUGUGUUUGCGAGUCUGUAUGUACGCCUCAUGUUGA
Colletotrichum abscissum is the source of this 324-nucleotide messenger RNA. RefSeq lists its product as uncharacterized. Bases 1 to 324 code for a protein of 107 amino acids. The transcript has a single exon. Lineage: Eukaryota; Fungi; Ascomycota; Sordariomycetes; Glomerellales; Glomerellaceae. The record is from RefSeq and is a predicted model, not a curated record.